This is a messenger RNA of Triplophysa dalaica, 817 nucleotides long. Its product is annotated as selection and upkeep of intraepithelial T-cells protein 1-like. The record is from RefSeq and is a predicted model, not a curated record. NCBI's taxonomy places the organism in Eukaryota, Metazoa, Chordata, Actinopteri, Cypriniformes, Nemacheilidae. Bases 1 to 687 code for a protein of 228 amino acids. The transcript is spliced from 4 exons.
AUGUCUUUUCCCAGCAGAGGAUCUCGAAUGAUGAACGUUAUGAGGUUCUUCUCUGUGAAGGGUGUUGUGGGUCAGAUUGUGGGUCGGUUGGGCUCUACGGUCUCUCUGCCCUGCUGGAUCUCUCCUCCACUGAACGCUGAACGUCUGGAGAUUCGCUGGUAUCGUCCUGAAGGCUUCAACACUCCUGUUCUCUUCUACAGUGAUGGGAAGAUGCAGGAAGUUUGGGAGGAACGGUACAGGAACUGCAGCUGUCUAUCCCGACGCUCCUCUCAGUCUGAUGGACUGAAGGAUGGAGACGUGUCUCUGCGUUUGGAGAAUGUCACAGUUCAGGAUGAUGGUCUGUUUUACUGUUAUUCUGUGGAUGACAAACACAUGAACAUCAGCUGUAGAUCCAGCAGCUGGUUUCCAGAGCCGAACGUCAUGUGGAUGUCAGACAGAAGAAGGUUUCUCUCUGCUGGAGGUCAUUCUCACAGCCGUGGAGCUGAUGGGACGUUGUCUGUCCACAGGUCUCUCUCUCUGACACUCCACAGGUGUUCUGUCUUCUGUCCCUCAACAGUGGAGAUGAGAGAGCUGGAUAUACACAACACAGUCACUUCUUCACGUUCAGACGGUCCAUGGAAGACACUUUAUCACUUUUGUCAUUUUUGCUAUUUCUAUUUUGGGUCUGUUUGGAUUCAUCGUUUAUAAAUGCAGAGAGAAACGAACACGUGAGGUGAACACAUCUGAAGACAAAACUUUUCUGCUGCAUGUAUUCAGAACAUGGUUUGUGUUGAAAAGUAAUUUUGGUUUCUGUGCAGGAAAGACAACAGAUGAAUUU